Hevea brasiliensis (rubber tree) is the source of this 2569-nucleotide messenger RNA. Its product is annotated as nucleolin 1. The transcript is spliced from 22 exons. Lineage: Eukaryota; Viridiplantae; Streptophyta; Magnoliopsida; Malpighiales; Euphorbiaceae. The record is from RefSeq and is a predicted model, not a curated record. Gene Ontology annotation, molecular function: RNA binding. The coding region runs from base 115 to 2355 and encodes 746 amino acids.
CCGAUGGGGCUGUGCCUGCACCCGGUCUUAACCUAGGCUCGCGGGACGCUAAAACCCUAGCCAAAACCCCCACGCUUCUACCAUUACUCGCGUAUAAAUACAGCAGUUAUUAUUAUGGGCAAAUCUAGCAAGAAAUCAACCCCCAAAGUUGACGCAGCCCCUGCUGUAACCCCUUUCUUGAAGUCUGCAAAGAAAGGUAAGAGAGAAGCUGAAGAAGCAAUAGAGAAGCUUGUUAGUGCAAAGAAACAGAAGAUAGAUGAGGGAGUAAAACAUGCCCUUAAGAAAGAAAAGGUUGAAGUUAAGACUCAUAAAAAGAAGAAAGAGGAGUCCAGUAGUUCUAAUGACUCUUCUUCUGAGGAAGAACUGAAGGCCAAAGUUGUAUCCACAAAGGAACAAAAGGCAAGAAAACCACCUGUCCAAGAAUCUAGUAGUGAAGAAUCCUCUUCAGAAGAAGAGGCUCCCCCCAAAGCUACUCUUCUUUUGAAGAAGCAGCUAACAGCCGCAAAAAAUGGCUCUGUUGGUGCUUCUGGUACAAAAGGCAAGGAGAAUAGCAGUUCAGAUUCUUCAGAUGAUGAAUCUGGUGAUGAAGAGUUGAAUGUUAAAGGUGCAGCCAAGAAAGGUGUCAAGGCUACAAAACCACUUGUUGAUGAAUCUAGCAGUGAGGAUGAGUCCUCUUCUGAUGAGAAGCCUCAUGCCAAAGUUGCUCUGCCACCAAAGCAGCAGUUAGAUGCCAAAAAUGGGACAGUUGGUGCUCGUCCUAAGAAAAGCAAGGAUGAUACCAGCAGUUCAGAAUCUUCAGAUGAUGAAUCUGAUGAGGAUGAGAAAAAGUCUUCUCAAGCUUCCCAAGUGAAGAAGUUGCCAGAAACUGUCACUAAAAAAGCAUCUCAUACAAGUUCUGAGGAGUCGGACUCAGAUAGCUCCUCAGAUGAGCAAACUGAGUUACCUGCAAAGGCUUCAGCUCCACAGAUUGUUCCACAGGGAACUACCAAAAAAAAUGCUGAACCAAGUAGUAGCUCUGAUGAAAGUGAGAGCUGUGAUGACAGUGAUUCUGAUGAAGAAAAGGCUGCUUCUGCAAAGGCCCCUGCUUCUAAGAGGGUUGCUUUACCAGCUACAAAUAACAAAGCUCAAUCUAGUGAUGAUUCUGAUGAUAGUGAUUCUGAUAAGGAUAAGGGCACAACCACAAAGGCAAUAACAGCUGUUUUGAAAGUGCAGACAUCAGAAAAGAGUGACGGGAAUGGCAGUUCUGAAAGCGACUCUGAUGACUCUGACUCUGACUCUGACUCUGAUGCUUCUGCAGCCAAGGCUGCUGUUGGUUCAAAAAGGCCAUCUUCAGUGGCUCAAACUAAGGAAUCAAAAAAGGUUAAGAUAGCUCAAAAGGAAAGCAGCAGUUCUGAGGAGAGCUCCAGUGAUAGUUCAGAUGAUGAAGAAGAAAGCGAGGAUGAUAAACCUGUGAAAACCCCAAAGAAAAAUGGCGCUGAUGUGGAAAUGGUAGAUGUUGCAACUCCACAGGCAACUGCCAAGAAGGCUGAUUUGCAAUCUGCUAAGAAAGCUCCCAAAACUCCAGUUACUCCUGAGGUUCAGUCUAUGGGAUCAAAGACAUUGUUUGUUGGCAACUUACCUUUUCAAGUUGAACGAGCUGAUGUGGAAAGUUUCUUUGAAGGUGCUGGUCAAAUUGUUGAUGUGCGCUUUGCUAUGGACAACGAUCAGAGGUUUAAGGGCUUUGGACAUGUUGAGUUUAGCACAGCUGAAGCAGCACAGAAGGCUCUUAAAUUGAAUGGUCAAAGUUUAAAUGGCCGGCGACUUAGACUUGAUUUGGCACGUGAAAGGGGUGAAAGGGGUUCGUUCGCACCUUAUAGCGGCAGCAGAGACAAUAACUCAAUUCAUAAGGGAGGGAGAGGCCAGGCUCAGAAGAUAUUUGUCAGGGGGUUUGAUAAGUCCCGUGGUGAGGAUCAGAUUAGGAGUGCCCUUGGGGAGCAUUUUGAAGCUUGUGGAGAGGUUACUAGAAUAUCUAUCCCAACAGAUUAUGAGACUGGUGCUAUUAAGGGGAUGGCUUACUUGGAAUUCAAGGAUGCUGAGGGUUUCAACAAAGCUUUAGAGCUUAGUGGCAGUCAAUUUGGAGAUCAGUACUUAACUGUUGAAGAGGCAAAACCACCAAGGAGUGAUAACCGUGAUGGCUGGGGUAGUGGCAGCAGUGGAGGCCGAAGCAGUGGAGGGAGGAGUGGUGGUAGAGAUGGUGGUGGCCGUUUUGGGGGUAGAGGUGGUGGUCGUGGCAGAGGACGUGCAACACCCAAUAAGCCUAGGGUGACUGCAGCUGCCACAGGGAAGAAGACAACAUUUCAAGAUGAUGAUGAGUGAAGGUAGAGUAGAGAACAAUUGAAGUAUGUUUGCCUAAUUUGAAGUGUUAAUUUUUGGAAGCCUGUUGGCCCACAAGAUUUUGUUUGGUUUGUUGACUUAGCAUCAGGUGGUAUUUGAAUUUCCAUAUUAUCUUAUACUUAAAUGGGUACAAUGAUAGUUUGUAAUUUCCAUGAUUAUUUUCUAUUUAUUCAAAUGAAGUUGGUGAUUGCUUGUA